Molecule: messenger RNA, 6080 nt
Organism: Paramuricea clavata
Lineage: Eukaryota; Metazoa; Cnidaria; Anthozoa; Malacalcyonacea; Plexauridae
Source: the annotation of a GenBank genome assembly
AGCAGGAGAUGUAUGUAUUGUUUAGUAAAAAAUAUAGCCACCAGUCUGUUAGCUUAAUGUUGACAAACACAUUCACGAGGUCUUUUCAAAGAUUUAUUAAUAAUUUCUCAGCUACAACACUCGGCUACCUGUCUUGACAUUUUGCUCUCAUCAAACAUUUGUAGUGAAUGUUUUGUAGUCGAUCAAAGACCGGAGUUUAUGUUGGCUUCUACGCUAGAUUAUUUUUAGUACGGAGUCCCAGACAGAGAGGCGAGCUAGCUGGCUAAUUGCUCUUGAGCCAGCGGGGAGCCACAGGAGUCUGCGCGUGCGCGUAACAUGUAUGUUUAUAUUAGCAAGUAAAUAUAUGAGAGCAUCAGUUAGUCGAAAUGACGCGUGGUGUAAAGAGGACUGCCGCUCAAUUGAGUGAUUGUGAAGAAAAUAUAAAGAGUUUUAAAACCAUGAAGAAACAACAAGAACCAUUAUCAUUAUUAGAUUGCUGUGCUAAAGCAGUAGCUAGCAAAAUUUCGUUUCAAGAAAUAGAGGAGACAUUUACUCGUAUUCCCGAGCCGGUCCAGCUUCGAGUAAUAUACUGGUCAUUUCCUUGUGAUGAGCAAGAAAUUCGUAUGUAUUCUACCUCAGCUAUACAACAUCAGAAAAUGCCAUUUCAUCAAGGAAUGAAAUUACUCGAGAAACGCGCUGUCAAUAAUAUUCUACAAGUUGGUAAGUUUAUAAAGUUCUUUUAUUGUUAGUAUAACUUUUUAAAUUGCCAGGUUGAAUUUAUAAAGUUAGUUAAGAAUUAUUUCUCGGGUUUUGUAUUAUGCGCUAGGGAAACGUUCAAAGUUUUGAGUAAUUUCGUGUUAUUUUACAAUAUUUUUACAGCGAUGUUUGCAUAGAUAAAGGCAUGUCAUAUUUGUGAAUAUAAGUUUUUCCUCCCAACGGAGUGCUAGCGCCACAGUGUCUGCGGCUUUGUGCUCUAUGCUAAUGAGAUCCUCUGAGAUUCAAGUGCCUCCAACUAAACAUACACCUACAUAGCAUUAUUUUAAUCUGGUUUUGAGUUUUAAUAUAAAAUUUCGGCAGUUUCAAUAAUAUUUAGUUUGAGUUUCUUUUAGUUCAAAUAAAAUCCCGGUGUAUGUUGUGAAACCAGAGACAUCGUGAGUUUCAGGGGGGUUAUUUACUUAAACCUGUUUCCUCUAACUCGAGUACUACGAAACCGAGUGAGAUUUCUAGCUUUCUUCUAUUUCCUAAGAAGUAGAGUUGAAUUUCAAUUUUUCGUGAUAUUUUUGGUCAAUAUUGUGUCAGGUGUGCAAUUAUUUUACUUGGAGAUGAGAUAUGAAACAGUCAAAGCAAGCAUGAUAAUAUAAACAAUAUCACUAUGACGUUUUCAUCUCUGGAGGGGAGCUCGAGACACCGUGUCUCAGCCGCCAGCCUGGCGCCAGUCAGUCAUUUGCAUGCUUUAUUACUAUCUUUGCAGGAGCAACUACAUUGCGGUGCCGAGUUAUUAUCAAACUUCCCCAACCCGCCUUUGACAAGAUUUUUUAUUUCUUCGCUUUAUUUUACAGCCAAAACUCCCUAAAUACAAAAAGUAUUAAAAAAAUUACAACACGGUAAAACAAGUUGAUGAUUUUUAACAAAACUAGACGAUUAAAGUGUAUUGCCAUUUUGCAUUUACAAAUGAUCUCCUAGCCAGUAUAUUCAUAUAGUUGAGUUAAAAUACCCCCUUGGCUAUGUUAUUAAUCCAGUGUUGGUCUUUUUAAAUAACGUAUUUUUAAAUAAAGUAUUUUUAAACUCGUGAUGGUAGGCAAUGCCACAAUUAUAAAUGAACUAAUGUGAAAGUACGGAAAUUACUCAAAACUUCGAGCUAUGUUUUUAACUGCUCAGCCCUGUGAAUUUUUUAGUUUCGCUUCUCUUUGAUUUUGCGCGUUUAAUUCAAUAUAUUCUUAAGUAUGUCUUUUCCCUUUCAAUUUGAGGAUUAUCUAAUGCGUUUUUAUUGAAAACGUUUAAGCCAUUUUAGCAAUUUAUGAAGCAGUUAGAGCCAUGGCUUUGUACUCAAGGAAAAUAAAAAACACUGCUACCUACGGUAGCCACGACUCAUUUACUCUUUAAUCACUGCUGCUUGCUUCGUGAGAAGAUUAAAAAUUUCUAUACAUUUCUAAACUAAUGAUUUCGUUUCGAGUUUCAUCUUUGUGUUUUAGUUGUUGCAUGAAAAGUUCAAUGUCGAGUUUCAUCUUUGUGUUUUAGUUGUUGCAUGAAAAGUUCAAUGUCUAAUGAAAUGGUUCUGUUUAGGUUUUCAUCUUAGUGGCUGUGUUCAAGAUGAAGGCGAGAAUUUCAAAGUUUCUGUGAAUUUUGAUCGAUGUAAAAUAACUUGUGUGUCGUGCAGUUGUGGAAGCAAGGACAUUUUAUGGUGUUCUCAUGUGGUAGCUCUGUCUCUUUAUCGGAUCCGUUAUCCCAAUGCAGUGACCCUCAGAGUACCAAUAUCAGAAACAUUGCUCAAAAUGAACCGAAAUCAACUUCAAAAACUUGUUCAAUACUUGAUCACGGCUCACCAUACUGAAGUGCUACCUACGGCACAACGCUUGGCUGACGAGAUCUUGCAUGCAAAGUCAGAAAUCAAUCUUCUCCAAGGAGCACCUGAUCCUACCGCUGGAGGGGCCGUUGAAGACGACAAUAGAUGGCAUUUGGACGCUGAACAAGUACAAGAACAAGUCAAAGCUUAUCUGUCUCAAGGAACCUGCACAAAUAAUGGAAAACAACUACAUAGCAUGUUUGCUAAGGUAUAGAUCUCAUUAGGAUAUAAAAUGUUCCAAUUAAAUAGUUCUUUUCCAAUCUUUCAAAGUAGCAAUUUUCAGUAUUUUGAAAAGGAUUUUACGUAAAAAAGUAAAGAGCUUUUUGUGUGCUAAAGCCUGUUGUUUUCUAAAACGAGAAUAAAGUACUAUCCAAAAUAAAUUGCUAAAAGUGCGAACAGAAGACGACCUAUUAAAAAUUAGAACAAUUCUAGAAAGUGAGAAUCUCAAACACAGUGUUGUGCUGACACAAAUAGUGUCAAAACUUAUAUUUCAAAUGUUUUUUUGCGAAAAGACACUUUCCUCUGACUGAAAAGACGAAGCAAUAAAAGAUACCGCUAUAUAAAAACAAACUCAAGCUGUUACCACCUUUUUGUGUCUCUUAUUCUAAACAAUUAUUUUAAACAUUUUAAGUCUAAUUAAUUAAAUAAAGUUCCUCGUUUUUAAACUGUAUAUUUAUCAUCUUGACUAAACCUUGAUAUUUUUCAUUCUUAGGUGCGAGAAUUAUUGCGUGUUCAGGAUUGUAAUGGUCCUAGAAUGUUGACUUUGAUCACUGAGCAAUUUCUGGCUGAUCCAAGACUUCAGCAAAAUGUCGCGAUGACUGACAAAUGUCGCCAACUCUGGGGUCAUCUUGGCGCGCUCUGGAUGUGUAUUGCGUUGAAUCCAAACUGUGAAUCUCACGAGAAACAAUCCUUGAAGGAACAACUACAACAGUGGAGUGAUCUCGAAGUUUGCCCUAUUGAAGAUGAAGCUUGUGAAAAUUCUGGAAAACAAACCGUGUUCUCGCGUGCAAUAUCUGCUUGUGAUCUCGACUGGAAUAGUAAAGUGCUUCAGAGAAUAUUGAAAUCUGAUGGUCAACAUUUAGUUUGGUUCGGUAAGCAUCAAAUUCCCUUUCCAUCUUUAUUUCUUUAUAAUUUUUAAUUUUGGAUUGUGUCUGGGCAGCGUUCCUGCUUUCCAAAAACUUAGUCAAUUAAUUAUUAAAGGCAGAAUUUACACUUGAUAUGGUUUUCGUGAUCGCAGUCUCAAAUUGUAGAUGAAAAAUAUUAAAAGCGAUUCAGAUAUUGUAUAGCCAUUUUUUAAAUUUUGCGGUUUGACUGAAUAUUCACGAAUAUAACCCAAGGUAAAAAUUUGGCUUUUUGCCUUUAAAAAAACGCGUCUUUUCCGCUUGUGCGUUUUUGCUAAAUGUAUUGUUAUGGCGACCAAGAUUAUCCCAAAAUAUUAAAUUACUGAUUGAAUACUAUUGAAUUCGAAUGGAUCCAUGACUAUGUGUAUUCAACUGUAUUUAACGGUACCUAAUUGUUUUUCUCAAUCUUUCAGAGGAUCUCUGUAUAUCAGCAGCAAGAAUUGAUGCAUUAAAAACUCACGGUUUCCAAACAGAGGCUCUACGUUUGGCUGUGGCUGUCGCGAAUGGAAUGAAGCAAAAACAAGAUGAAACAUUACGUAAAAUACGCGAAGAAGAUUUUACAACGUCCGUCGCUACUUCGGGCUGGAUUGGAAAUGUUCUCGAACCUAUUCCGACACUAUACGAUACCUUGACGGAAGCUACCGACGAAGAUACGACAGAUAAACCUUACAUAAACUUAGCUUUACAUGUUGCACUAAUCGGGCUGAGUCAACAUCGCCGUAUGCCCAAGUCAUCUUUUGGUCAACAGAAAUCAAGUAACGAGGAAGAACAACUCAUUGCGCAGUUAACCAUGUUGAAACUAGACAAUAAUUUAUUGAACAUUAUACAUGAACAAGCGUGUAAAAUCCUAGAAAUGAAAUCGUCUGACGGUAGUGGUCUAUGUGUAGAUAAGAACAGUGUACCACUUCAAACAUUCGCGCGGUAUUUAUUUAACGUUUUGAUCCACGAGGACAGAGAACUUGCAUUCCAGAUUGGAAUGAGUGCAUUACAAAGUGACCUCGUGAGAAAUGAGCGUCCAAGCGAGACAAAAUGGCAUACAUUUGCACAUUUGGAAGCACAACAAUGUGAACUGGCUGCUUGUAUGAUUAAAUCAUGCAAGGAUGACAAAGAUAAACUACAAAGUCUGUUAGUUCUGAUCAAGAAACACAUUCACAAUGCAUCUUAUUUAUUCCGUCUGGCUCAAGAUACUUUAAAACUGAAAUGUGAUGAAGAUCGUGAUAUCUGUGAAAGCGCCUUAGAUCUUGGUUUACAUAUUUUGACCUCAACACUCAACAAAACAAACUGUAAACGCCGGGAUAUUAUCCAAUGGUUAUUAGCGUGUUCCUUACAGUUAGAUAAGUCUGUCCUUGUCACCAUCCUUCAAAACUGGCAAUCCCUCUUCACUCCCACUGAAGUGACCAACUGUGUCGCACCAAUUGCAAUGUCCCAGUGUGCUUACCAAGAACUCGAACUUAGUCAGUCAGAACAAGAUUCCUUACAUGCUUACAUCCAAGCCCUAAUAUUCCAGUGUAUAAACAAAGAUCCUCAGUCGUGUGCCUUGUCAGCGCUAACACUCUGUGAAACCGAACCUAAGACCUUUGAGACCGCGUACCGUAUCAUUGUCGAGUGUGCUGGCUCAAUUUCCCCCACACAUUUGUUUGCUAUCGCGAGAUACAUGGACCACAAGAACCAUCCAGUCAAAGCAUUUCGUCUGGCGGGGCUGGCUAUCAAACACUCCAGUGUAGCUAACAAUGAAUCUGGUCCUUCUGUUGGUGAUGUACACUGGGCCUGUGGUCUUGCUCAUGCCCUGGGGAAAACUGAACUGGCUCAUAUGAUAUUAUUGAUUGUGAACGCAGUACAAUGUCCGUCUGUCCUCUCUGAUCUAUUGCACCGCUGUACACUAACACCUGUUGGUGUGGCGCAGAUUAACCCGCAAUCAGGUGGUCCCACCCGCCUAACCUAUGAUGAUCCAUGCCUGCAACCUUUGGUUGAAGCUGCUAUCAACGCAUACGUGAACUGUGCUCAUAACAGACUGAAUCAAAUCAGCCCUAAACACUACACUGACUUUACUGAUUUCCUGUUGCAAGCCAAAGAAAUAUUUGUACUAGCAAAAGACGGUGAUAAAAGAUUUAAUGCGCUUAUUGAGAACAUGAAAAUAUUGUAUCGUGGCAAGAGAAAGCUUAUGACUCUUGUUUCAGAACGAGUUUGCUAAGUUGAGAACUUUAUAAGUUAAGAACUUUUUAGAACAAUCGGUAUUUUAGAUGCAAAUAUUUGUUCAUUUACCCAUCAAGAAUUUGUUUAGAAAGUGUUGUUCAAAUGUGCAUGUUUGUUUGGAUAAAAGACAAAUAUUUGCAGCUAAAAUAGUUAUAAAUGUAUGUGUAAAUAUGUUGAAAUUAUUUCAGAGAAAAUAUUGAAGUUUAUUUGUAAAUAUUGCAAAG